AUGGCGGGCUUGAAUGUUUCCAUUGCCUUCUUUCUCUCAGUUGUGGCUAUUUGUGAGGUGAUCAGGCAGGUUUCCAAGAGACUUCUGCCUCUUGGAGUGUACCGUGGUCUUGUCAGAGAACUGGUCAGCUCGUUACAGUUGUGUGCUUGCUGCCUUGAGCUGAGGAUGCUGAUGGAGAUUGGUCCCUGGGGUGGUGGCUUUGGCCCAGAUGUGAUUCUGACCCUCCUCUUCAUUAUCUACUUGAUUCAUGGUGUGUCUUUUGAUGGAGCUUCUGCUAACCCCACAAUCUCUCUCCAAGAAUUCCUGGUCAUGGAUUCCUCCUUUGUGGCUACUGCUGUCAAACUUCUGGUCCAGUUUGUGGGAAUGGAGGCAGCUGGGAUUCUCACCACACACUACUGGUCCUGGGAGCUGACUGACUUCCACCUCAUCCAGAAUCUAAUGGCCCUGGAUUGCAGUUCCUCUAUCCAUACCUCUUUGUACCAUGGCAUCUUUGUGGAAGGCAUCUGUUCUUUCUUUUUCCAUUUGGUGGCUCUCAAGUUUCAGCACAGCCACCCUCUAUACAGAGCGCCUGUCCUGGCAGUGACUGUGACCACCCUGGCUUACACAGCUGGGCCUUUCACGGGGGCCUUUUUCAACCCCACCCUGGCCGCCACGGUUACUUUUCACUGCUCUGGGAACAUCCUGCAAGAGUACGUCCAGGUUUACUGGCUGGGACCCCUCACAGGGAUGCUUGCAGCCCUGCUCUUGUACCAGGGGAACAUCCCAAGGCUCUUCCAGAAAAACCUGCUUUACAGCCCGAAGAGCAAAUACCGGACCCCUAAGGGGAAGGCUGUGCCUGGGCUCAAACAGACAGGAGACAAUGGGGAAGGGCAGCUGCGAACUAAGCCCCAGAGCUGAGUGACGGGUGUGAGAGGGUCCCCCAGCCAGUGCCCAUCUCUCCUUCCCAUCGGGCCCCUCCCAUGGCCAGACUGACAGGAGCUGGGCCUGAAGACGCCUGGCCAGCUCUGUGAUGUGUGAGCAAGCGUUCACUGGGGGCACCAUGGGCUUUUCAUGUCACUGUGUAAGUGUACCAGCUGCUUUGGCCACAUGUGAACAAUCCCUCCGCGCUGGCCCAUAGAGACCUGGCUGUGAAAGCCCCCGGAAAACAUUGCCAGCUAGCACACACCUGACCAGCAGCAGAGUGGUGUGAUCACAGGCUGCAAUACUGCGCCAAAGCACGACCUAAAGGGCACAUCCCUCCUUCCUGAUCUUCCCCAGCCCGUCUCCCCUGAGGGCAGGGCAGGAAAUCACCACCACCAUUCUGCUCCCUCAGUACAGCCAGGCAGCCACCCACCUCACUCCCCACGGAAAGGGCUGGCGCUGUUGCAGGGUCUCAGGGCUGUGCUCACACGUGACUGUCCACUCUCUGGCUUGGCUCAAACUCUGUAAUGUCACUGCCAUUGAAUAUAAAUGUUACCUCCAGAUAGUGGAGCAAGUCCCCACUUAGGCAUCUGUCUCUAGUGGUACAUUAAUUUCUUCCCCUGGAACAUCCAUACACUGUCCUUUUAAAAAUAGAAAGGCCAAGCAGUGACUACUCAGUGAAACAGCCCAUUCCAAAGUGUCCUGCAGCUCUUCACUGCUGGCCCCUCUGGCCAAGAGGGGCUUGAGUGUCAGAAAGUUUGAGACCCUAAGUUUUUUCCUGCAUCACUCCAGCCUUGAUGGUGAAUCCAGUCCCCAGGCUCAGCCCAGCCAUGCAGGGGCUGUCCGUUUCUUCUUUGCCAACAGCAAUACAAGCUGAGUUGGGAAAGCCGGCUGUAAUUGCUGCCCCUAGCUAACGGGUUGUACUCUAGGGGGGAGAUUCGCCCCAGAAGAGACUAUUCUGGCAUGAUCUGAGCAGUGCUCAAAAGGUUCGGUCCUGCCAGAUGCUGAGCACUCUGGCUUUGAUACAGCCAAGCAUUUAAGUAGAGCGAAGUGAAAAUCAGAAUUUGUUGUUUGAGAAAUUCUGAUGUUUUCAUCCCCAAUUGGGACAAAAAGUCAAUAUCAAAAUUCGUCAUGGAAUGAAAAGUUCCCCAAAAUUUCAAUCUGAAAAUGUUGAAACAUUUUAUUUUGACAUUGAUUGAAACAAAAUGUUUGUGACUGUCUUGAGUCAAAAUGCUUCAUUUGCAUUAGUUCAAUAUUAGUACCACUGGCAAAUGUAGUUUGUGGUGCCUCGUGGGAGUUGUAGUUCAGGUGCCUCUUGCUGCCAUUCACCAAGGCCAGGCUCCUGGGCCAGACUAUAUUUCCCAUGAUGCUCUACAGUCAUGUAAUGUCCAUGUAGCCCAGUGUGUGAUGUUUCACUCCAUAUUCUUUAUGAAAAUAUGCUGAUAUGAAUAUGACAUAACUGAGAUGUACUUUAUGCAAGAUGGGUCUUGUAAGGUAUCAUUGGAAAGGUUAUAAUUUACUGAAUGUAAUUAUCCAGUUUGGAUGCCUGCAUUGUUUCUGUAUCUGAAGUUAGGAAUAUUAACUAUGUAUCUGUAUUUCAAAUGUGUUACUUUGGGUACCACUCCCAACCAGUGCUUCAGGUACAAAAAUGGAAAAGCCAGACGAGGCUAAUGGGCCAUUAGCAGAGACAAGGGACUAUGAAAGAGCUUAGUCUUCCUGUGGAUGCUGGAGACAGCCUACGAGCAAUGGCUGCCACAGCCAUGCAGAGACUGGGUCCAAGUCACCUGGUACUAGAUACCUCUCCUCCCCUUUUGGAAUGCUAGUGGUUUUCCACUAGAAGAUAAAGGGUUCCUUCCUUGCACAAGAGCUAUAUAAGGCAGGGGAGUGACAUCAUCAUGGUUCUCUCCUCUGCCUCCCCACCCAAAGAGACACUGAAAAAACACCUGGAAACAAGAACUGAACUGGGGAGCAGAAGGGUUGAACCCAAGCUGGAAGGGCAUCUAGCUUGUGAGUAAUAACUAAGGUUUCAGGAUGGACACUAGUGCAUCUGCCUUUCAAGACUUUCUGUAAUCUGCCUGCAGCAAUAUCUAGGGUGAGAACAUAAGAAUGGCCCUACUGGGUCAGACUAAACAUCCA
Messenger RNA from Mauremys mutica (yellowpond turtle), 3036 nucleotides. Its product is annotated as aquaporin-12-like. The coding region runs from base 1 to 897 and encodes 298 amino acids. NCBI's taxonomy places the organism in Eukaryota, Metazoa, Chordata, Testudines, Geoemydidae. The record is from RefSeq and is a predicted model, not a curated record. The transcript is spliced from 3 exons. Gene Ontology annotation, biological process: transmembrane transport. Gene Ontology annotation, molecular function: channel activity. Gene Ontology annotation, cellular component: membrane; cytoplasm.